UGAAGCCACGAAAGUAUGAAAGCUUCAAGGUAGCGUACGUUAGCCAGUUAGCAACGGUCAGUUUAACGGCAGCUAGCUAACUUAGUACUCCAAGUCAGUGCACGUAAAGAAGUAAACAUGCCAGGAGAGCUGAAUUAAUCAUGAUAAAGUGUUUGCCUGUUGAGCUCCAGGGGAAACUCCGCUCCGGUGUUGCCAUCCCUUCCCUUCAGCAGUGCGUAGAGGAGCUUAUUCUGAACAGCAUCGAUGCCGGGGCGACCUGUGUGGGAGUCAGGAUGGACAUGGACGCUUUUAAAGUCCAGGUAAUAGACAACGGUGCAGGGGUGAGCGCCGAGGAUAUGGAGUGUGUGGGAAGCAGAUACUACACGAGCAAAUGCAGCUCUGUGGACGACCUGGACAACCUCAGGUGGUACGGUUUCAGAGGAGAAGCCUUGGCCAGUAUGGUGUCUUUAGCCACUCUUGUUGAAAUCUCAUCUCGGACCAGAUCAUCAGUGAAAACACACGUUAAAAUGUUCAAGGAUGGCAAAGGAUUGGAUGUGUUCGAAGCGGAGAAUGCUCGACCUUCUGCAGGAACAACUGUCAUCAUCUGUAACUUCUUCCACAACAUGCCAGUCCGGAGGAAGAGGGUCGAUGCCGUCCUGGAGGGUGAGAGGAUCAGACACAGAUUGGAGGCAGUUUCCCUGAUGCACCCCUCAGUGUCCUUCACCCUGAAGAACGACUGCACAGGAGCCAUGAUGGUGCAGCUUCCUAAAGCCAGAAACACCUAUCACAGGUUUGUUCAGAUCCACGGCCUCGCACGAGCAGAGAAACUGGGAGAAAUCAGCCACGCACACAAGCAGUUUGAGGUGAUGGGCCACCUCGGCAAAGAGGGCCACUACAACAACAGCUUGCAGUUCCUGUAUGUAAACGACAGGCUGCUGUUGAAAACACGGAUCCACAAGCUGUUGAACUUUCUCCUGCGCAGAUUAAGCAGCUCAAGCCAGAAAAGUGACGCCUCAGAUGGGCCGUCGGUCAUCAGGAGUCCAAAACACAAACGAAGCCAGGAGCUGUAUGGGGUCUACAUCAUCAAUAUUAAAUGUGCUUACUCAGAGUAUGACAUUUGUCUUGAGCCUGCCAAAACUCUAAUCGAGUUCAAAGAUUGGGAUGGGAUUUUGCUCUGUGUAGAAGAAGCAGUGAAAGCUUUUCUGAGCAGGGAGAAUUUGGUGGCUGUACUCUCUCAAGAUGACUUGGAUUAUGUAUCUCCACAAGUGUUUGGCGCCGAUAUAACAGAACAAGAAGAGACUAAAAAAGGUGGCUUAGAAUCUGUUGGUGCUUCUUCCCUGGAUUGCAGCAUUGGAGUGAAACUGGCAUCUGGGUCUGUUCAUCGUAGGCACGCAGACGUCAGUGUGUGUACAGAUUCUUGCCUGAUGGAGUGCACGGCAGAUGAGACUGAUCAACAAGGGCAGAAAAGGACAACUGCAGAUGAACUGGGAAAGAUACAGAGCAAAAAAUAUGUAAAUAAAGGAUGUAUAGAGGAGCCACAGUGUGAUCCGGCUACACUGGAGCCUGCAUCGCAUACUAACAAUGACGAGGAGCAAGUAUUUAGUGAAAGCGAUAAAAUGUUAUAUAUGUCAGAUGGGCUCGAUGGUGUAGUUUCUGAAGACAGAGAGAUCCUGACAAACAGUGCUGCCUCAAUAAGCAAUGUACAUUCACUCCUUAUUAAACAGCCUGAUUUAAACCGUAUUGAGCCGACAGUACCAGAUUACCAAAGCUAUGAACGGACUGUAAUAAGUAACAGAAGGAUCGGUUUGUCAGACCCAUACAUCCAUGAAAGCCUCCACACUCAGAGUCUCUCCCAAACCAACAGCAAAGUACAUCAGGAGCAAGAUUUAACUGUGAAACAUGGAGAAGGAUCCGUGGCAUCAAAACGCAAAAUCUCACUGCAUGCAGGCCACGAUGGAUCUUCUCAGAAACUGUCAUCUGCUGCUAUCGUCCCCUCAAAAAUCCCCAAAGUAAUUUCUUAUCAGAAGUUAUCCACCUAUAAGGAGUCUUGCUCUCUCGACAGGUUUAGAAGAAUGUAUGUUAAAUCUGAUGAACAUAAAUUACCGAAUCAUCUUGAGGCGCAGAACAACAACAGACCUCCUCAGACAGACAGCUUUGUUCUGAAUCCUAAAAAUACAUUAGCUUGUCAGGAAGAUCAGCGACAUGGUGAUGUGACAGAGACUCAAGAGGGAGACGAGACACAGAGCAGCUCCCAAAGCUUAGCUGUCACCAAGCUAAAACCAGCCUCAGCUCAGAGUAAAGGUAAAAAAUCUUUGGCGGCUAAGCUCUGCCAUUUAAAGCAACACACCACAGAGGAUCCAGAAGUAUCACUACACAUGUCCAGGACUACCUCAGAGGAAAAUGUCUGUCUCAGUAGCGGUAGUGAUGCUAUCCAAGAGGGCAAUGACAGUGAGAAUCCCUGUGACCCUGCACCGAAUCUCCAGCUGGACUUGGGCUGCAGCACAGAUCCUCAACUGGAUGAACAGGAAGCGGAUCCAACAUCAAGCGACUGGCUUCAUCACUACGACACGUCUGUUGGAAAGACAGUUUACGUCAACAGAGUGACCGGGCUCAGCAGAUAUGAGGAGCCAGCGACAGAAGAAACACAAGUGCGCUGUACAUCUGAUGUCACGAAUAUGGCAGUUAGUGUCAUGUCUGAAAUGGGGAUGGAAUACAGGUGUUACCCAUUUCAGGUGGAUCUAGUGUUGCCUUUCCUGCCUAAAUCCAGGCCAGACAGAGUGAUUAGCUCAGGGCCUGAUUACAGAGAUGACGUCGGUGAGAGCAGCAACUCACUUUCGUCAUUGUACUCAAAAUGGAAUAAUCCAGUGUUUGUCCGCCCUCCAAUGGUCGGCGUGGAUAUUUCCAGCGGACAAGCUGACGAAUUGGCCGUGAAGAUCCACAACAUCCUGUUUCCGUACCGCUUCUCUAAAGCCAUGAUUCACUCGAUGAAGGUUAUUCACCAAGUGGAUAAAAAGUUCCUCGCAUGCCUCAUCAAUACAAGAGACGAGGAGUCAGGGGCACACACUGAAACGGAAGGAAACCUUUUGGUGCUGGUGGAUCAACACGCCGCACACGAGAGAGUUCGGCUUGAAAAUUUAAUUGCAGAUUCAUAUGAGGACGAUCCAGAUGCCCAGGGGGAGAGACGUCUGUGUUCGUCAACCAUUUUGCCGCCUCUUGAGAUCAGCGUGUCCGAGGAGGAGCUCAGGCUGCUCAGGUCUUGUCAGCCACAUUUGAGGAGUUUGGGCCUGGAGGUAACUUUCUCACAGGCAGCAGAUCCACGAGUGUUUGUAGGGAAAGUUCCGUUGUGCUUCACGGAAAAAGAGAGCAACGAGCUCCGGCGAGGACGACCGUCUGUUAUCAAGCCUGUUGUUGAGGAGUAUCUUCGAGAGCAGAUUGAGCUACUACGCUCAGCAGGUAGAGUGAGAGGAACUUUGCCUCUCACUGUUCUCAAAGUGCUCGCCUCGCUAGCGUGCCACGGUGCCAUCAAGUUCAACGACACUCUAAGCAGAGAUGAAUGCUGCAGCUUGGUAGCGUCCUUGUCUUCCUGCCAGCUGCCUUUCCAGUGCGCUCACGGCCGUCCAUCGAUCGCUCCCCUUGUGGACAUCCUUCAUUUGGACAAAGACCAGAAGGAAUCAGAGAAACCAAACAUCCAGAAGCUGAGGAGAAUGUACAAAGCAUGGCAACUCUAUGGACAUAGAUAAGUGGGUGUGUAUUUUAUUUUAAAUAUGUAUUUUAAUACCAAAUAAAUGAAAUCCAACUCAUA
Messenger RNA from Stegastes partitus (bicolor damselfish), 3781 nucleotides. It is a transcript of the gene mlh3, whose product is annotated as mutL homolog 3 (E. coli). Gene Ontology annotation, biological process: mismatch repair. Gene Ontology annotation, cellular component: mismatch repair complex. The transcript is spliced from 12 exons. The coding region runs from base 141 to 3719 and encodes 1192 amino acids. Gene Ontology annotation, molecular function: protein binding; ATP hydrolysis activity; mismatched DNA binding. The record is from RefSeq and is a predicted model, not a curated record. NCBI's taxonomy places the organism in Eukaryota, Metazoa, Chordata, Actinopteri, Pomacentridae.